AUGAAGCCCUUAGUGAAGGAACCAUCUCCCUCUGUCUACUCAAAUGAGGCACAUCCAACCAAACAAUCCCAAGGUGACCCUGAGAGUGGAGCCCAUACAAUCACAAGUAGUAGUGGAGAUGCACGUACAAGUGAUCACUGCUUUCCAUGGUGGAGGACAAAUCUAAAUUCCAUUCGCAUGGUUUUAGCAGAGAUGAUAGGGACUUUCAUUUUGAUGUUCUGCGUCUGUGGGAUCAUAGCAGGCAGAGAGUUGACGAAAGGUGAUAUGGGUCUAUUGGAAUACGCAGCCACAGGUGGUUUAUCAGUUACUAUUUUGAUGUUCUGUGUUGGACCCAUCUCGGGGGGCCACCUUAACCCCUCUGUUACAAUUGCUUUUGCAACAGUAGGUCAUUUUCCAUGGUCCAAGGUUCCCCUCUACAUAUCAGCACAAAUGGUGGGAUCUGUGUUUGCAACAUAUGUGGGAGAGUCUGUGUAUGGCAUCAAGGCAGAUAUACUAACCACGAGACCACUUCAAAGCCGUGCUACAGCCUUCUGGGCGGAGCUCAUGGCCACCUCCAUUACCCUGUUUCUAGCAUCAUCACUUUGUCACCAAGCUCAUGCUGUAGCCCAGGCCUCUGGUUUUGUAGUUGGGAUAGCAAUUGCACUGGCUGUUUUGAUUACAGGGCCUGUUUCAGGAGGAUCGCUGAAUCCAGCCAGAUCGUUUGGGCCUGCGGUUGUUUCAUGGAGGUUUAAUGACUUAUGGCUCUAUCUUUUUGCUCCAACUGUUGGAGCUGUAGCAGGGGCCCUCCUUUUUAAAGUAUUACGUCUUCAGCAUCCACCUUCCUCAUCCCCUUCUUCCUCCAAUGCCACUCCACCUGCCAAACAUACAAACAUAUAGCCCAUGAUAUAAAUUGACAGACUUGUAUACAGGAAGUCAGGAAUACAAAAUUUCAGUAUCUCACAGCUUAGACAUGAUUCCUGAAAUGAAAUUAAUGGUUUUUUUGAAUGAAAAGCGCAUGAGAACUUUUAGUUGGUGA
Nelumbo nucifera (sacred lotus) is the source of this 1015-nucleotide messenger RNA. RefSeq names its product NOD26-like intrinsic protein 7;1 (gene NIP7;1). NCBI's taxonomy places the organism in Eukaryota, Viridiplantae, Streptophyta, Magnoliopsida, Proteales, Nelumbonaceae. The record is from RefSeq and is a predicted model, not a curated record. Gene Ontology annotation, biological process: transmembrane transport. Gene Ontology annotation, cellular component: membrane. Gene Ontology annotation, molecular function: channel activity.